Messenger RNA from Theileria orientalis strain Shintoku, 456 nucleotides. RefSeq lists its product as hypothetical. The transcript has a single exon. The record is from RefSeq and is a predicted model, not a curated record. The coding region runs from base 1 to 456 and encodes 151 amino acids. NCBI's taxonomy places the organism in Eukaryota, Apicomplexa, Aconoidasida, Piroplasmida, Theileriidae.
AUGUUCGGUGGUGUGUUGAAAGCUUUGGUUGUCAUUUAUGUGUCAUCACAGUACAACCUCUGGUCAAUGGCCCAUGAGCUUAACUUUGGCAAAAGCUCAUUCAUGUCAAAAUUAAAUUCCCUCUCAGAUGGCCAAGAUGACUUAAUAACAUGGCUUUAUGGACCAUACAAAAAAGUUCCAAUAUACGGCCAAGACCCUCUCGAUCAGUGGCUAUAUGGACCAAAUCUCUCUCAGAAGCCAGUUGAAGAAAACCUUACCACAUCCUUUAAAACUUUUAAAGCUCCAGCUAAAUCAACUGAAAGUUUAGAGAAGAAAUUUGAAUUUUCAGUGCCAAAAGUGACGGAAAACACAUCACACGUCACAUCCGUAGAUGUUCCAUCAGACUCACUUUCAUGCGGAGAUGAGUCAGAUGAAGAUGUUCCUUAUGCUCCAAGGAACAUAAAAUACCCAUUUUAA